UCACAUUAUAUAAACUGAGGAAAUGUGUACCUAACCAAGAUACUAAGUGUUGGUUUAAAAUCUGAGAGUAGAAGAACUAGUAAAAUGGAUGGUAAGGUUCAGCUUCAGAAACAACUUUUUGAUUAUACUGCUUCCCUAUUCCAAGAGGGAUUUCUAGAUAAUCAAUUUAACCAGCUUGAACAACUUCAAGAUGAAAGCAACCCAGAUUUUGUUGUUGAAGUAGUCACUCUCUUUUUUGAUGAUGCUGAGAGGAUUCUUAAUGAGCUCACAACAACACUAGGCCAAGAAAAAAUUGAUUUUAAAAGGUUGGAUGCUCAUGUUCACCAAUUGAAAGGUAGCAGCUCCAGCAUUGGUGCACAAAGAGUUCAUGAAGCCUGCAUUCCUUUUCGCAACUUUUGCACGGAACAAAAUGUUGAAGGGUGUUUGAAAAGCUUGCAACAAGUAAAACAUGAGUAUUCCUUGGUGAAAAGCAAGCUUGAGACUCUUUUCAAGAUGGAGGAAGAGCUUUUGGCCUCACGUUUAGCAGAUCUCAAGGUAGUGUGAUAUAAGAGGCACUGAUGUUUGCUGCAUUUGUGAUAUGCAAACAGCACUUGGAAGAAACCAUAUCUUAAUGUUGUAUUUUAAAGUUGUUUUAAGAUUUUGUUUUGUAGAUCUUGGUCUUUAAAUUCGAUUUAUCAUAUAAGCCAGAAUUGAUCCAUA
This is a messenger RNA of Trifolium pratense (red clover), 699 nucleotides long. Its product is annotated as histidine-containing phosphotransfer protein 1-like. The record is from RefSeq and is a predicted model, not a curated record. Gene Ontology annotation, biological process: phosphorylation; cytokinin-activated signaling pathway; phosphorelay signal transduction system. NCBI's taxonomy places the organism in Eukaryota, Viridiplantae, Streptophyta, Magnoliopsida, Fabales, Fabaceae. Gene Ontology annotation, cellular component: nucleus; cytoplasm. The transcript has 6 exons. Gene Ontology annotation, molecular function: histidine phosphotransfer kinase activity; protein histidine kinase binding. The coding region runs from base 85 to 543 and encodes 152 amino acids.